AUGGACCUAAUCAGAGGCAAGGAUUUAAAGACAUUCAUCAAGUACAAAAGACAGAUAUGUAUGACAAUGAACUCACAAUAUGGUGAAGAAGAGAGGCUAGAGCCUACACCACAUGAAAUGGAAAAAUUAUUGCAGGAGUAUGAAGAUAAAUUCCAGGCUCCAAACUCAUUACCUCCAAACAAAAGUGUAGACCAUGAGAUGCCCCUUAAACCAGAUGCUCAACCUUUCAAAUUGAAACCUUGCAGGUACCCUUAUUGCCACAAGAAAGAAAUAGAGAAUCAGGUUGCUAAGAUGCUACAGAAAGGCAUAGUUAAAUACAGCAACAGUCACUUUCCUUCUCCUGUAUUGCUGGUCAAGAAGAAAGAAAGAACCUGA
Coffea arabica (coffee) is the source of this 375-nucleotide messenger RNA. The record is from RefSeq and is a predicted model, not a curated record. Lineage: Eukaryota; Viridiplantae; Streptophyta; Magnoliopsida; Gentianales; Rubiaceae.